This is a messenger RNA of Arachis duranensis, 912 nucleotides long. RefSeq lists its product as uncharacterized. The transcript has 3 exons. Bases 1 to 912 code for a protein of 303 amino acids. Lineage: Eukaryota; Viridiplantae; Streptophyta; Magnoliopsida; Fabales; Fabaceae. The record is from RefSeq and is a predicted model, not a curated record.
AUGACGAUGGGGCCUGCGGUGGAUGUGAAUGACCAUGGGUGCCAGGAUUUGCAAGUGUUGGUUGAAAGGGAAGGAGACCGUGCUGAUCAUGGAGACUAUUCGAUGCAACAUCAAGAAAAGGAGACUAAUGUGACAUGGGUAGGAGAUGAAGACGACGUUGUGGGACCUGAAACAUUAGUAACGGCUGAUUUACAGCUUGUGAAUUUACCUCUUAAUGAUCGGAAGUUCACAUGGUUUAGAGGUCGAUCUUGUAGUCCCAUUGACAGGGUUCUAGUCAGUAUAGAGUGGCUUGAAGAGUUCCCAGAUACUCGAUUGAAAGGGGACAUAGAGUUCACUAAUAAGCUGAAGGCCUUGACGGUACCGCUGAAAAGAUGGCAUAGGGAUAAUUUUGGGGAUAUGGACAACAUGAUAAAUAAGUUUGAAGAAGAGAUCAAGAAGCUUGAUGAUAUGGUUAGUGCUGGUACUUAUGAUGGAACGGUGGAGGCUCAACGGGAGGCUUUGGUGAGUUGUUGUGCGAAGUGGUAUGUCAUAAAGGAGAUUCAUUGGAAGCAGUUGUCUCGAUCUCAGCAUACUAGAGACAUGGACAAGAAUGCUAGAUACUUUCAUAACCUAGCGUCAAGUAGAAGGAGGAACAACAGAAUUGAUGCUUUGUUAAUCAAUGGAAGCCUAGUGCAAAACCAGGCCAGAAUAAAGGUUGCGAUUAGAGGAUUUUAUAACGAGUUGUAUCGGCAAGAAUAUGCUCCUAUGAUUAGGUUCCGUGAUGGGUUGGUAAAGCAAAUUGAUGAAGAUAAGGUAGUAGCAUCAGAGGUACUGUCAUCGACUGAGAAAAUCAAAGAGGCAGUUUUGGAUUGUGAGUCGACUAAAGCUCCAGGUAGUGAUGGAUAUAAUAUGAACUUCAUUAAAAAGCGUUGA